AUGAAGAAGUAUUUAUAUGAAACUAUUGGGAAAGAUGGGGAAUCGACUGGCAUUGCAAUAGUUGUGUAUGAUUCUUUCAUCGCUGCAAACUGUAACCUAGGUCACUCAGACCUAAAAAAAGACGCAAAAGUUCAUAUCAAACAUGUCGAGCAUACUAACUCAACGACCGUUGCCAAAGUUCUCGAAACCCAAGAAUACCAAAACGUUAUGAUGAUGAAGCUUCUGGACGGCGAAAAGUUUCCGGAAUUCCCUCGCGAAAGUUACGGUGAAAAGGUUGGAAGGAAGAUCAUAAGCAUGGGUUGGGACCAGGAAACUAGAACUGUGCAGUUCAGUGAGGGAAUUGUCGAGAGAUACAGAAACGGUUACUGCUAUGCCCAACUAGAAAAGGGAUCCGUCGGAAAUGGGAUUUUCAGUGUGGACGGUGAGUUCUUCGGGUUGGUUUCUCGAAUCGAUGACGGAGAAUGCAAGAUCGCGUCAAAAAAUGUGGUGUUGGGUUUGACAGGAGGUCCAGAAGGGUACACUCAUACCUAA
Messenger RNA from Caenorhabditis remanei, 531 nucleotides. RefSeq lists its product as uncharacterized. NCBI's taxonomy places the organism in Eukaryota, Metazoa, Nematoda, Chromadorea, Rhabditida, Rhabditidae. Bases 1 to 531 code for a protein of 176 amino acids. The record is from RefSeq and is a predicted model, not a curated record. The transcript has 4 exons.